Molecule: messenger RNA, 1320 nt
Organism: Eruca vesicaria subsp. sativa (arugula)
Lineage: Eukaryota; Viridiplantae; Streptophyta; Magnoliopsida; Brassicales; Brassicaceae
Source: the annotation of a GenBank genome assembly
AUGGGUUGCUUCUGGUUCUCACGUCACAAGAGUGGAGGAAAGCCUUCAGAAGUUGAUGGAGAAAUUUCAGUGACAGACAAGGUAAAGAUUUACAAAUACAAAGAGAUUCGUCUAGCUACAGAUGAUUUCAAUCCCCAUAACAAAAUUGGAGAAGGAGGGUUUGGUUCUGUGUACAAGGGUCGUCUUAAAGAUGGAAAGGUGGCAGCUAUAAAAGUCCUGUCUGCUGAAUCAAGACAAGGUGUAAGAGAGUUUUUAACUGAGAUCAAUGUGAUAUCAGAGAUACAACAUGAGAAUUUAGUUAAGUUAUAUGGAUGCUGCGUGGAGGGGAAUCACAGGAUUCUUGUUUACAACUAUCUCGAGAAUAAUAGCCUUGAUAAGACACUUCUAGCUGGGGGCUACACUCAGAGUGGGAUACAGUUUGACUGGACUACUCGUGUCAAUAUCUGCAUUGGGGUUGCUAAAGGUCUUAAAUUUCUUCAUGAAGAAGUAAGACCACAUAUAGUUCAUAGAGAUAUCAAGGCAAGCAACAUUCUACUUGACAGAAACUUGUCCCCAAAGAUCUCUGAUUUUGGACUUGCUAGGCUUAUGCCACCGAACAUGACUCAUGUCAGCACUCGUGUCGCCGGUACACUUGGUUACUUAGCGCCAGAGUAUGCUGUUAGGGGACAGUUAACACGUAAAGCAGAUAUAUACAGCUUUGGUGUACUUCUGAUGGAGAUAGUCAGUGGAAGAAGUAACAAAAACACACAGUUACCCACAGAAUAUCAAUUUCUUCUUGAAAGAGCUUGGGAACUUUAUGAGCGGAAUGAGCUAGUGGAUCUUGUUGAUACAGGGCUAAAAGGAGUCUUUGACGUAGAGGAAGCUUGCCGGUACCUAAAAAUAGGUCUUUUGUGCACACAAGACAGUCCUAAGCUAAGACCAACCAUGUCCACAGUGGUGAAGUUGUUAACGGGAGUGAAGAAUGUAGACAACAAGAAAAUAACAAGGCCGGGUUUGAUAUCUGAUUUUAUGGACUUGAAAGUUAGAGAACCGGUGGAAACAAAGCCAGAGGAAGUGACCAGACAGAACUACACAAACCCUUCUUCUUAUAAUGUCUCGUCUAGCUCAGGGACUAGAGAUAACUCAUCAGGGGCUUCAUCAACUAAUGCGGUUUGUUCAUUCAGCAGUACCGUUUAGAAAAGAGUAAAGUUCCUUUUUCACAACAGUUUUUGAUUUUGAGAGAUAUAUAUAGAAGUUUGAAAAUGAAUCUGGUUUGAGUGUAUGUAUAUAAGAUUUGAGGGUUCUCAUUACUUGAACCUUUUAUGAAAAUUUACUUUCAAC